CGCUUUUGUUUUAAGUACAUUGAUUGGCAGUGCAUGACCUUGAUUCUCUAGACUCUAGAUUUCUAGGCGAAUUGCAUUUCACUUAUCUUUUUUUUUAAGUAGUUUCUCAAUAUAUUUUAUAAUCUUCAUAUAUUUUAUUGAGUACAUGCUGUGUUUUUUUUUUUUUUUUUAAUGUAGCCUAAACACCUGAACAUUGCAGAAUUUAAACUUCAGAAUUAUAUGCUACCAUUCAGGAUAAAGAAGAAUUAUGCAACCGCGCAAUUGAGUGUAGGCCCAACAGGGAUUAAUACACUUACGCUGUCCAAUUGUCUCUCAAAAAGCCAACAUAAACAACCAUAAAGAAUUUUGUCCGUGUGCAGAAAACAAUGAAAAUGUGUGAUAUACCCUACACUGACAUCGUCUUGGCCGCAUAGAUAUAUUUCAAUAGACAGACAAGACAUAUAGAUAGCCAAAACAGGCUCAGAUGGGAGUCGGGGAUGGGAUAAUAUGUUUGGAUCUGAUUUGUUAAACUGUAAUUUUAGGCCUACUUCUAAUUCAUACACAGAAAGUGAGUUUGCCAGUCGUAAACUAAACCAUGUAGGCCUAAUUGCCCGUGCGAACCAGAGCCCGUUACAUAAUCGCCGGUGACAUAACCGAGUGUGAGCUGGGGACGGCGCGAGAGCACCGCUAACGGGACCAGAGCGCGCAAGCCGGUGAUUUUCCAAGGGCGGUCAGUGGUGCUCUGUCCCGGUGACUCGGCAAUCAGCUGCUUUCCCCUCCUCGAAAUGACAACAGUGGCGUGCCCGUCCAACCACAGACCUACCGGUUGCGACAAAACAACCUCAGCAAGGAACGGAAUUUAGCUUUAGCGCCAGGAUCAGAAGAAACGGGAACUUUUUACUUUAAUUUCUCUUAUAGAUAACUCUCAAAGGAACAUUACCCCUCUUAAUAGUCAUGGCGAUGUGCCUGCUUAAACGCUUGCGUCGGCCGGGGCGCUAGCGCAGCAGGUGUCUAUAACGUAUAGGCUGCCAUGCAACCAGCAUUUAGUUUUAAAUGAGUUUUAAAUUAACGAAGAAGGAAGGACACUUUUUUAUCUUAAAAAAUAGAGAAAAGCCUGUCUCAGUGAACAGGUGAGCGAAGCAUUGGUGGAUCUGAGAACGAGUUUUGCGCCAAGUUGAUAGAAAGUUAUGGAAAAGGACUAUCCUAAUUCGCCGGAGGGAUAUAGCAACGACGUACAAACCAAAUCUGAGAACCCAACACCGAAGAAGACUCAUUUGACUCAGAUUGAGGUGAUCCCCUGUAAGAUCUGUGGAGAUAAAUCAUCAGGAGUUCAUUAUGGAGUCAUCACGUGUGAGGGAUGUAAGGGCUUUUUCCGGCGUAGCCAGCAGUCCAGUGUGUCCUACUCGUGCUCGCGCCAGAGCAACUGCCCCAUCGACCGCGCCAGCCGCAACCGCUGCCAGAGCUGCCGUCUCAAGAAAUGUGUGGCCCAGGGCAUGAGCCGAGAUGCGGUGAAGUUCGGCCGCAUGUCCAAGCGCCAGAGGGACUCCCUGAUAGCCGAGGUGGAGCGGCACCGGGCGCAGCAGCGUCUCCAAGCCAGCUCCGCCGACGUCCAGCCCUUGCCCACCUACUGCCCGGGCAAAGAGUCGCGCGACGGGUCGCCUCAUCUGCUCCAGCCCCUGGCUUCGGCCUACCCCUUCCCCAUGGACCCCGAACUGCCGCGCUGUUCCCCAGAGGUGCACCCGUACCUGUUGUGCCCUCCGGGCGAGAUCCAGACUGUGGGUCUGUCCUACCGAAGCUCCCAGAGGAGGGGAGACCGCAUUGGACUCACUGACAGCAGGGUCUUUAACCCCAGGCAGUCCUCUCCAGACCAAGGAGCUUUGAGCAUGGCUGGGACUGACAUAGGGCUGCGUCCGUACGAUCCAGAGGACCCCUACUGUCAUUACCCUACCUCACUGCUGCACAUAGAGGAGCUGUGUGCAAGCAUAGUGCGUUCUCACAGAGAGACCUCUCAGUACCGUGUGGAGGAGCUGCAGGCCCUGCGCUGGAAGAUCUUCACCAGAGAUGAGAUCCAGAUCUUCCACACCAAGUCCGUCGAUAAGAUGUGGGAGCUUUGUGCUGAUAGGCUGAGUGAUGCUGUGCAGUAUGUAGUUGAGUUUGCCAAAAGGUUGCCAGGGUUUCGCCAGAUCCGUCAGAACGACCAGAUCAAUCUGCUCAAGAGUGGCUCAAUGGAGGUUGUUCUUGUCAGGAUGAGCAGACUGUUCAACACAGAGAACAGCACCGUUUUCUUUGAUGGAAAAUUCGCCGGAACCGAAGUUUUCAAAUCCCUCUUAUGUUCUGACCUGAUAACGGCCGUGUUCGACUUCGCUCAUAGCAUGUGUGCAUUGAGGCUGACUGAACACCAGGUGGCGAUCUUCAGUGCACUGGUGCUCAUUAACCCUGAACGCCCAGGUCUUGAGGACAGAGGGCGAGUGCAGAGGAUGAGGAAGGAUAUUGAGCUGGCACUGAGUCACGUCCUCCACAGAGACAACCAGGAGAGUCUGCUGCACAGGCUGUCCCAGAAGGUGGCGAUACUGAAGGCCCUAUGCUCGCUCCACAUUGAGAAGCUGCACUGGUUCAAGCAACUGUACCCUUUCACCGUUCUCAACCACUUCCCUCCGCUGUACAAGGAGCUGUUCGGAUCCGAAUCAGAGACGCCCCCUCAGCCGCCACUCUGAAACCGCAACUCAUAUGCAAUACUGUUACACAUGCCCACACACACACACACACACACACUCACACACACACACACACACACACAGAAAAUCACACAGAGACACACACAGACACUGAAAUACAUGCAUUGUUUUAAUCUUUGGAAACCCUCCUAAAUAUUGAAAUCUAUAUUUUUGUAAUUGUGAUAACAGGAGAAAAUAUAUUCAAUACAGGUCAGAGAUGGGAAUUAUUUUUGUGCAGAGACUAUUUUGUAGAAAAACAAAACAAGUAAGAAUACCAGAGCUUAGCAUCUCAGUAUGACUAUUUUCAUAGUCAGGCUAGUGUUUCUCGAAGUGAAUAAAUGUGUUUUUUUUUUUGUCAAAAUUUUGUUCUCUUUUUGCUGGUAUAUAUGUACGUCAUCUUGUAAAUUAGGCCUAUCCACUGUGCUUGGGUCUCGGUGCUAAAAGGCCCUAUGACUGAAUACAGUUUUAAGAUGAUCAAGCAGGCAGUACUUAAUGCUGUUGGCUUUGUGCUGACUAUAUGCACACAGUGUCCAUAAUGGACAAAAAAAAAUCAGUCUUUAAUUUGUCAAAUUAGUAGGGGUUCAUGAUAUAUUUGUAAGGUUUAGGUGUGGAGGGCAAUACGAGAUCAUUGGAAAAGUAUUGAGAGGAUUGAGAGGAAAAAGAGAUAAAGAGAUUUUAUUGUGGUCCAGUUGAAUGCUCAAUUAAGUAGCUUAUCAUGUAAAAGGUAUGCAAGAUGUAUAUGAGGUAAUAUAAGUUUUAAGUGCUAAAGUUCGUCCGCUCGAUCAGUAUGUAGAAGGCUUGAUCAAAGUUGUUUAUCAGUGCACUGAUGUGUCUUAGCAAAACAGACUGGCUUAUGGCAUAUUUAACUAUCGCGGUUACCGUGGUAAGCUAUUUCAGUGACUGUGAAGAGGACUUAUGUGAGUAUCAGGACUGAGCAGUGCAGUAUGCAGCCAUUUAGUCGCUAACUCGUUUGUCUUUGUAUUCUUAAUUCAUUUUUCCUUUUGGUCAAAUGCCCCCCCCCCCCUUUGUGUCUAGCGUGAUCAUAUUAAUUCCUGCCAGUGACUGGCGUCAAAAGGGUGGUGCUCAAGUCCCUGUUCACGUAGUCAUUGAUGUCAACUAUCACUGCUGUGUCUCUCAGAGCAUGCCUUGGUUGCUGGCCCCUGGUGUCCGUGUGUUUAACCCUUUAAAUUCCUGCAACUAACAACACUUCCUGUUCAUACAAUGGACGAGAGAAUCAAUAAACUGUUGCAAUGUUA
Clupea harengus (Atlantic herring) is the source of this 3949-nucleotide messenger RNA. RefSeq names its product RAR-related orphan receptor C (gene rorc). Gene Ontology annotation, cellular component: nucleus. Lineage: Eukaryota; Metazoa; Chordata; Actinopteri; Clupeiformes; Clupeidae. Gene Ontology annotation, molecular function: nuclear receptor activity; zinc ion binding; RNA polymerase II cis-regulatory region sequence-specific DNA binding. The record is from RefSeq and is a predicted model, not a curated record. Gene Ontology annotation, biological process: regulation of transcription by RNA polymerase II.